UUUUACUAGUUUUAAAUGCCAUCAAUAUAUUUAUAGUUAUACAGUACAAACUACUGCAUUGUUUGUGUCAUAUCUAAGUAUGUACAUAUGUUCUACCACAUGCUAAACAGCUGCUUAUUUAACACUGUAGGCAUUUUGCGGCUCCAAGUUUAUAUUGAAAGCACCUAUUCUUUUUUAAUGGUAUUUAAUGAAUGCCUGUAACAAACAAGCUACAUAUGUAUGUACAUAUGUUCUAGGUCACCUUAUGUGUAAAACGAUUUUAGAAUUAAAAACAACAGCAUACCCAGCCAAGUGUUAAAAACACAUUCUAGGGAUUAUAAGUGCACGACUUAAUUAAUCAAACAAUUAUAACUUGCCAUGGCUUCGAAGCCGCAAAUAUUAAUUAUUGAACCAUUCUACGGCGGCAGUCAUAAACAGUUAAUAGACACAUUAGUUGAAUGUUUAAGUGUUGACGACUAUGAGAUCUUUAGCAUGCCGGCCAAAAAGUGGCACUGGCGAGCGCGCACUUCAGCGCUUUACUUUUCACAACUAAUACCUCCGGAGCACGAGUAUAAGGUAUUGUUGACUAGUUCAGUGCUGAAUCUGGCGGAACUGAUUGGUGUGCGUCCGGAUCUAGUUAGCUGUCGCAAGAUUGUCUAUUUCCAUGAAAAUCAACUGGUAUACCCAGUGCGUGAAGUAAAAGAACGUGACUGUCAAUAUGGCCUGAAUGAGAUACUCACCUGCCUGGCAGCAGACAUAGUACUCUUUAACUCUAACUUUAAUCGCACUUCAUUUCUGGACAACGUGCAGCCGUUUCUCAACAUACAGCCAGACUUUAAGCUUAAGCACAUACGUGAGCGUAUUGAGAAAAAGUGUGAAGUACUCUAUUUUCCGAUUAAACUCCAUGCAUUUCCAAACAAACAACAGAUAAUGAAAGCCGACACUAAUAUGGAACCAGACUGCUUGCAUUUAAUUUGGCCACAUCGCUGGGAGCAUGACAAAAAUCCCAAACUGUUGAUGGAGGUGCUGAUGGAACUAAAUAAGCGCCAGGUGGAAUUUAAAGUAACUAUAUGCGGUGAAAGUUAUCAAGCGGUGCCAGAGGCAUUCGAUGGCAUACAGGAAAAGCUGGGUUCCAAGCUGAUCAACUUUGGGUAUCUCACGCGUGAAGAGUACAUAAAGACGCUGUUAACGGGCGACGUAGUCAUCUCCACAGCGGGCCACGAGUUUUAUGGUGUAUCCAUGCUAGAAGCCACAUAUUGUGGCUGUUAUCCCAUAGCUCCCAAUAAGCUAGUUUAUCCAGAAAUUUAUCCCAAGGAGAAUCUCUAUAACACAUCUAAUUCGUUGAUCAAAAUGCUAUACAAUUGGUGUCGCAAUCCAAGGAUCUUUCGCCUGCAUCGCGACAAAUUUUUUGAUUUCUUUACAUUUGAGCGCUACUCGUCGCAGCAUUUGGUGCCAAAGUACUUGGAAAAAAUGCGUAUAACGGAUUAAAUGUAUAUAUUGAAUACUUGGAUAUAUAUAUAUUAUUAAUAUUUAUGUCCAAAGAAUUAUUAAAACUAAUAUUCGCCACAUAAGACUUAUUUAAUUUUAGCCAUAUAAGACAAAAUUAUCGUGCCGAGAAAUUUUCCACUUUGUCGUCAUUUUGAUAUUUUUCUUUUGCUAAGUUUAACAAUUAUAAGGGAUAACCAUGUAUAUGCUCUACGAUUUUGAUAUAAUUAUUAAUUGUAGCGAACCUAAUGGCAGAGAUGCAGUCGUUUUGUGCAAUAAACAACGAAUUUAGAAUUGUAAGCCUAGUGUGUAAUAUUAACUGACCAAUUUACUAUAUGUAAUUAUACAAAAGUAUGUAGACAUCAGCUACCCUUAAUCAAUUAUUGUUAAUUAUACUUUCAGCUGUUAGCAGUGCAUCAUCUACAAGUUGUUCUAUUAAAUAAUAUAUGCAUUUAUUAUUAUUAAAGGUCUACAUAUUUCUCACCUAUAAUUGCCUUGGGUCUUAGAUUUAAUGUUUUUUUUAAAUAGUAAGUAAUUUUAAUUUA
This is a messenger RNA of Drosophila busckii, 2009 nucleotides long. Its product is annotated as glycosyltransferase-like domain-containing protein 1-like. Gene Ontology annotation, molecular function: glycosyltransferase activity. Lineage: Eukaryota; Metazoa; Arthropoda; Insecta; Diptera; Drosophilidae. Bases 358 to 1467 code for a protein of 369 amino acids. The transcript has 3 exons. The record is from RefSeq and is a predicted model, not a curated record.